AUGAAGUAUACGGACUUCAAAACUGUACUAAAUAGCUCGAGUUACAAAGUUGGUGCGAGAAGGGCUCACCGUAUUCAAACCGCAUUGAACGAGGGAUUUGAGCAUACUCGAAUUUUUGAAAUUGACUUCAAAAAUUUUAAGAGGGAUGUUGUUGCUUGUGUUGGGAAUAAGGACGCGAAGAUGUUGAUCAAUAAACUAUCAAACAGAUGGGAUAUUGUCGCCGAUUAUUUUUUCGAAUACAAGUGCAAUGAACAAGAGUUGAGCGCAAUUUUCUGGGCAGAUGGAGUUGCUAGAAUUAACUACAAAGAUUUCGGUGAUGUCAUAUCAUUUGACGGGACCUUUCGCACUAACAAGCAUGCAAUGAUUUUCGUUCCUUUCUUGGCUGUUGACAAUCAUAAGGUGUCCAUUGUUGUGGGAUCCGCUCUAAUAAGUAGCGAGACAAUUGAUAACUUUUCAUGGGUUCUAAAGGCUUUUCUAAAAUGUCAUGAGAAGCAACCAUUGUUCGUGAUUACAGACCAAUGUUCGGCAAUGAAGCAGGCUAUUCCGAUGGUUUUCAUGGAAGCCAAGCAUAGACUAUGUAUGUGGCACAUUAUGAAGAAGGUGCCUUCAAAGGUUAGUGUCGCCCUGAAUCACAAUCCUAUGUUCAAUAAAUUUAUCAACAAGCUCGUAUGGAACAUACAUAUUGGCCCAAUGGAGUUCGAGAGUCGUUGGCAUGAGAUGAUAGAUCAAUACAAUCUAGGUGGGGAUACUUGGUUCACAGAGAUGUAUGAAAUCCGACACUCAUGGAUUCCUGCCUAUUAUAAGGACACGCCGAUGUCUGGACUAAUGAAAACAACCUCAAGAUCUGAGAGUUUGAAUUCGUAUAUUAACAUAUAUGAAUCGUACUGGUUUGAUUUGGUUCAAUUCCUUAAUAAUUACGACGUAGCUAUAGAGAAACAAAGAUACAGACAAUAUGUUCACGAAGCUGUGACGAGAACCACUAAUCCAAAGAAGGUUGAUGCCGAGAAAGAUAAGUGUAUAAUUGAUGUAUAUUCCAAGGUCGACGACAUAAUAAGCAUCGCCCGCAAUGAUAAAUCUAUAUUGGCUAGAUUGGGGCGUAACCUCGACAAAUUCAUGGGUGAUAUAGAGAAGGAAGUUCCAUACGAAGACCCAUCCCAACAAAAGUUGGAUGCGAUUAGAGAUCAUCUAGGUGUUUCCAUACCUGAUGAGGUGGACAUUCUACCACCAUCUGGAAUAAGGAACAAGGGUUGUAGCACUGGCAAGAGGCUGAUUGUUGUUGUCAAACUAACAUAUGUUCGUGCGACGUCGUCACCUUAUAGUUUAGAUUUCGGUUAA
This is a messenger RNA of Cynara cardunculus var. scolymus (artichoke), 1335 nucleotides long. Its product is annotated as protein FAR1-RELATED SEQUENCE 5-like. The record is from RefSeq and is a predicted model, not a curated record. Lineage: Eukaryota; Viridiplantae; Streptophyta; Magnoliopsida; Asterales; Asteraceae. The coding region runs from base 1 to 1335 and encodes 444 amino acids. Gene Ontology annotation, biological process: regulation of DNA-templated transcription. The transcript has 5 exons.